GGAUGUUCCAAGAUGGCGGCGGCGGGCCUUCCGCGGACGGGGGGCGUCGUCGUCGCCGCCGCCGUCGCUGCCCGUUGGCGCCGCUGAGGGGGGCCGCGCGGGGCUGACAGUGUGUGGGAAGGCAGGGCAGUGCCACGGUAACCACUGGAGUUUGACUUGGCUGCCAGUUGGUCAUGCAGCGUCCACCACAGGCAGUUCCCACAGGGGCAGGUUGCCCACCACCUCUGGCAGCCCCACGGAACACGUACCGGCGAAAUGGCCCAUUUGGCAGAGAGGCAAAUGUACAGCCAUCAGUGGCAGCUGGUCCAGUGCAACCUGUGACAAACCCAUUUGCUUUUGGCAGGCAAGCACUAAAAGGCCCUCUGUCGGGCAGUGUUCCGAAAGGCAAUCCAUCAGCUACGCAAGGUUUUUCUCCAGUGACAUUUCCCCCACCAGCUGCUAUUUAUCCUCCCUGCCGACAUGCUGGGGACAGUUCUUAUGAACCACAGCCUUCAUUACCAGCACCUGUCUCUCAUUCUGGAGCGAACAGCACAUUUUCAGAUAUUGUAGCACCUGCAUCUUCAGUACCUGUGCACGUUACAAAUAAUAGCACUGGAAUACAUCCAAAUCUAGAACAUAACGAAUGCAACCCUUCAGGACAGUCUCAUUCCAUGGGAAUCACCUGUGAAAAUUCUGUUGGUGGGCAUCAGGGUUUGACCUAUAUGCCGUAUAGGCCUCCAAGUGAGCAAGAUAUAAGCAGAAACCCCACCAACCCAUCUUUGCCGUUCUUCACUUACGCUCAACAAACUGGGACACAAUGGAAGCCUGCCCAAGAUAGCCUGCAAGGUCAGACUUGUUCUCCCUGCCCAGAGGCACCAUCCCAAAAUGCAUUUUACCCUGUUACUCAGUCUACUGCUGGUGUUUCCCAAGCAAGCCCACAUACUGUUCCCCGGCAGAGCCCUCCACAGCAACCUGUUCAAAAUGCCAUGCAGGUACCAUUGAUAUUUGAUGCAUCUGGCAUGAUGUACACUGAGAGCAGCACACAAAAUAGCCCUUGGCAGAGUAUGGGAGUGGCCAGUCCUCGGCAAGGACAGUUUCCUCAAGAACACUUUUAUUUACAACCGCUUGAAUCACGCUGUGAUGCUGGUCAUCCCACCAUUCAGGAAAACAGCCCCCCAGCUCAGUCCCAAUAUUCCUCUGAAACCAGAAGUGGGCAGUGUGCAGCUGAUGCAGAUUCAGGGAGGAUUUCCAUGUUUUUCAAAGGCGAUGAGGCUGAGAAUGAGGAGAUACUUUCAUCAGAAAAGACCAGUGAGGCUGGCAAAGCUGACUUUGAGGCUGUCCAGCAGGCUGUUGGGCAUCCAUACUACCAGCCACUGCACGCACAGCGGACCUUGGCAACUGCUUUCCCUCAAACACAGACACGUGGUAAUAUUUCUGCUGAAACUGUGCAAAAGGGCAUGGAUGUCCAGCAUUCACCUAGAGCUCCGUGUCAGCCACAAGAUAUCCAGGGCAAUAAAAACAUGGCCCGUGUCAGCAAAAUCAAAGCUGGCCAUAUUGGCAUACAGUAUGAAAAUGUUGAGAAUCAAGAAGUUCUGCCAAGCGAGGUACAGGCCCAGAACUGUUCAUCGUCAGGUGUAGCUUCUGAUUCAUGCAAAUAUGCCUCACUGGGGCCACAGCUUCCAAAGAACAGCAUUGCUAGCCAUGCAGAAGGAGGACCAAACCUAGAAGCACCCGAUUCGUUGCCUCAACCUGUCCGGCCUGACAGCAGCUCUUCCAACUACAGCAGUCUGAGUCAUCAGAGUCUGUCUAGUUCUACACGGCCACGAGAGCUAGGCACCUUUAUUCAGCAAGAAAGUGGGAAGCCUGCUGAGGAUUCUGCGGCAGGUUUCUUUAAACAGAUUGAUUCCUCUCCUUUGGAAGGGAAUGCAAGCGAACAGAACCAGAGUAAAAAUUUCUGCAGCAGUCUUCCUCAGGUGCCAACACCGAGUCCCCCCAAACCAAUGGGAGUGUUUCAGACAAGUGUAAACAGUUCGUUUGAGCCAGUCAGGUCUCAUGGGUUUGGAGUAAAACCCCUAGAGGUGGAUCAGGCCAAGAUGGUGGUUGAGUUGAGGGAGAAUUGCCCAAACCAAAGGAUUACCAAGAAGAGUCCAGCCAUGCCUGUCAUCUCCCCAGGUAAUCUUGAACAGCCACCUGACAACUUGGAAACCAUUUUCAUGCCCCCUCAGCCCCAUCCUUUGCCUCUGACAGUUGCUGGUGAUGCUGGAAAUGGGUCUGUGGUGGAGAAUAUACAGUCAGUACCUGAGAAGAAACCAUUGAGCAGAGCUCAGGGGAUCACUAAAAAGUGUGAGAGCCCAGCCACAACACUGUGGGCACCCAAUGAGCUGCCUGAUUUUGGGGGCAAUGUGCUCCUUGCCCCAGCUGCCCCUGCAGUGUAUGUACCAGCCAAGCAGACUGUUCAAGUGGUUCAGCCACCUGAUGAAGGGUUGCCUGGUCAGCAGCCUAGUAAACCAGGACUGGUUCUCCCAUCAUCACAGGCUGGAAAUGCAUCUUCUGAAAACCUGGAAAAUCCUCCUAAAAUGGGGGAUGAUGAGGCCCCCCAUUCCCAGGCAAGCUCAGGCUAUGCCAGCCUCCUUUCUUCCCCACCUACUGAGGCUUUGCAAAACCAACCUAUCUUGAUUGCUCAGCCAAAUCAAAGCUACAGCUUGACACAGCCAGUUAACUUCUCUCUUGCAAAUCAUCUGAACAAGAAUGAAAAGAAUCAUUUAGCCAAAGAUCCUGGGAUUAAUAAUAAGCCUUUGCUUGGUGCACACAGUAGCAGCAACCCUUCUGGAGACAACGUACCAUUAUUUCCCUUGCAGUCCAGUCCCGUUUCUGCUUUAACCAAUCCUAAUUUAUUAAAAGACCCUCCCACUUCCUCUGAAAUUACUUCAAAUAAAUCUGCACAUUUUCUGGGGCAGUCUGCCUCUCACGUCCCACUCAACUUGGCUUCAGAAGGUACACAGGCAGCCAGUUUAGAAGGGUUGCCUCCUGAAUUCACCAGGAAGCCUGAAAUGAGCCCUUCGGGUUCCAGCAGCAAUGCAAGUGUGUUGGCUUGUACGGCAAGUACCAUGGUGUCUCCUCACGGCAAUCCCGCAAGGUCCCAGAAUGGUUCCAGUGGUCAGGAGCCCACCAGAGCACUUGACUUUACAGUAGCAAAGACCCUGGAGCAGGGCAACAUGGGCAGUUGUACCCAAGUGCAAGCUCCGUUGCUUUAUGGUGGCCUGGGAGUGCCUCAGCCAGCCUGUCUUGGUAGGCAGAUGGAGCCUGAGUUGGAUGGCCAGCAGCGUUUCUAUCCGCAGGUAAUGCAAGACAUGCAGCCUCUGGUGCCCUUGGAUAGAGCCACACCUUCGCAGCAGCAGCAGCAGCAAAUACAGGCUACUUCAGCAUCACAGGCGUUGGCCUCUAGGCAUUCUUCAGUUCCAGCCAGUCCUGCCCAGGCCCCAACCAACAGGUCUUGCCUGCGGGGUCCCCUGGAAGAGAGUUCAGCACAUCUGCCCACAAACCAUGGUCAGGCUUUUGCUCAUAACAGCCAGGCGACAUUGGGCCACCCUUUGAGUGCUGCAGCUACGACCAGCCUGCCCUCUGCCUUGACAUCUGUUGGCAACGGCCAGCCAACUGGGACCCCCUCUCAGCAAGACCAGCAGCACCUGCCACCUUCUCAGACAGUGUCUGGCCCAUCGGCAAUCCCUUACUACUACUACAGACAUCCGUACGAUGCCUACCCACCUCAGUAUCAGCCACCUUAUCCUCCUGCUGACCCUAGGACCACUAACCUGUACUACCAGGAGGAUGCCUAUGGCCGCUACGACCGGGCUUUUUGGCAGUAUGACAAUGCAGCCUACAGGGAUCCUGGAAGCUAUCGAUAUGCGGAACCUGAACGGCCCAGUUCCAGAGCCAGCCACACCUCAGACAGGCCGUCCUCCAGACAAGGGUAUCCAGAGGACUAUUAUAACCCCAAAGGUGGAUGGAGCAAUUACUAUGCUGAUUAUUAUGCAAAUCCGUAUGAUUAUGAAGAUCCAGGCCGUUGGAAUCGUUACCAGUCUACUUAUGAUGCCAGGCUCAGAGACUCCAGGGGCUUUGACCAGAGACUCUGGUAUGACUUGGAACAGAAUUCUUAUCAGAAAAGAGAGGCAUACCCAUAUGAAAACAGUCAUGAAGACCACUGGCGCUAUGACCCUCGUUUUGCUGGCAGCUUUGAGGAUGACCUGGAGCCUCGCCGGGACCCCUACGGGGAUGAGUUAGACCGGCGCAGCGUCCACAGUGAGCAUUCGGGCCACAGCCUCCACAGUUCUCGCAGCGCUCACAGCCACCAGAGCAGCUUCAGCUCUCGCUCUCAACAAAGCCAGCUUUAUCGAAGCAAUCAUGACCUGACCGCCAGUGCCUAUGAAGCUGCUAACCAGCCAGCCUCACUCCAUGCCGAGUAUUCCUAUGGGGGGUACAGCAGCUUUGAAAGCCAGGCACCUUUUGCAGAUUACGGCUACCUGGGCAAAUCUGUUUGGCCGGCAGCUGAACAAGUCCCUUCAAGACCUCUGACGCCUGAGAAGUUUUCUGUGCCUCACAUAUGUGCAAGGUUUGGCCCUGGAGGCUACCUAAUAAAAGUAUUACCAAACCUGCCCUCAGAGGGACAGCCUACUUUGGUUGAGAUUUGCAGCAUGGAGGUGAUAUUGCAGCAUUCUUCAGAACAAGAGGAGAUGAGAAUAUUUCCUGGCCCCCUAACCAAAGAUGACACGCACAAAGUAGAUGUUAUUAAUUUUGCCCAGAACAAAGCUAUGCGAUGCAGUCAGAAUGAAACUCUGAUUGACAGGGAGUCUGCGCAGCUGCUCUGGGACUUCAUUGUUCUUCUGUGCAGGCAGAACGGGACAGUGGUAGGCACGGAUAUCGCAGAGCUACUUCUCAGGGAUCAUAAAACUGUGUGGCUCCCUGGGAAAUCACCCAAUGAGGCUAAUUUGAUUGACUUCACAAACGAGGCUCUGGAGCAGGUGGAAGAGGAGUCCGGGGAGGCUCAGCUGUCUUUCCUUACAGACAGUCUCAUUGCCACGAUCGACAGCCUUGAGAAGGAGACGGAGCGAUUCAGGGAGCUUCUGCUUUACGGUCGUAAGAAGGAUGCUCUGGAAUCAGCCAUGAAGCAUGGGCUGUGGGGUCAUGCCUUGUUACUUGCCAGUAAAAUGGACAGCAGAACUCAUGCAAGAGUGAUGACCAGAUUUGCCAACAGCCUUCCUAUUAAUGACCCCCUGCAGACUGUGUACCAGCUCAUGUCUGGGAGAAUGCCUGCAGCUUCCACAUGCUGUGGAGAUGAGAAGUGGGGAGACUGGAGACCCCACCUCGCCAUGGUCCUCUCCAACUUGACUCAUAACAUGGAUGUGGAGCUGAGGACGAUCACCACCAUGGGCGACACGCUUGCUUCAAAAGGCCUCUUGGAUGCUGCUCACUUUUGCUACCUGAUGGCUCAGGCUGGAUUUGGAGUAUAUAUAAAGAAAACAUCCAAGCUGGUGCUGAUUGGCUCGAAUCACAGCUUGCCUUUUUUAAAGUUUGCCACCAAUGAAGCCAUUCAAAGGACCGAAGCCUAUGAAUACGCCCAGUCCCUGGGGACUCAGCCGUGCCGCUUGCCCAAUUUCCAGGUUUUCAAGUUCAUCUAUGCUUGCCGGUUGGCUGAGAUGGGCCUUGCUGCACAAGCGUUCCAUUACUGCGAAGUGAUUUCCAAAGCUGUCCUUCAGGGCCCUUGCGACUAUUCUCCUGUCCUUAUCAGUCAGCUGAUCCAGAUGUCCUCACAGUUACGGCUCUUUGACCCUCAGAUGAAGGAGAAACCAGAGGAGGAAUUAUUUGUUGAGCCGGGUUGGUUAGUGCAACUUCGAAACUUAGAUGGGCAAAUAAAGGAGGGUUGCAUAGCUUACAGCAUAGACCGCUCCACACCCCAGCAAUAUGUCUGCAGCACACCAAGCUCUGACCUGGACCAUGUUGGCCAGAGUGAGGGAAUGGGAGCUGGCCAGGAAAUGAAUGCGGGUCCUGGCAACCCAUUAUUGGCCCCCCUGCUGCCUACAGCGGCGCAUCCCAUGCAGAGCGUCCAGCUGAUGCCUUCAGCUCCUCCAAACAUCCUUGAAGGCUCAGCCCCCCUGGUGCCCCUUUCCCAGCCAGAGGCUCCCUCCUCCGUGGGGCCGGGGGCUCCCUUUUCAAACGUCUGUGGAGCUGAGCAGACUGCGUCUGGCCAGGGCACAGCAGUGCCACCAGCACAGACCCACCAGGAAGCAGCCAUACAGGGAGCGGCUCACGAGUCUCCUGUCUGGAAGGCUGGACCAGAGCCCAGGGACGACGACUUCUACGGAAAGAUGGAAAGCAUGGGCUCGGGCCGACAAUCCAGAUCUGCCUCCCAGUCUUCAGGCCAUGUGGGCUUUGGGCGCCGAUCUCGGACUACCUCGGAAUCCUCUGUGCAUUCCAUAGGGCAAGAGAAACCGAAUUCCUUGGCACAGCAGCCCUCUCUGCCCCGACUGCCGAUCCCUGAAGAGAAGGAAACCAGAAAAGAGCCAGCACCUCAGAAGAGAGGAACGUGGCUUGACUGGCUAAUGAGGAAAGGCAAGAAUGAAGCUCACCUUCCUGAUGAUAAGAACAAGUCGAUUGUUUGGGAUGAGAAGAAACAGCGAUGGGUCAACUUGGAUGAACCAGAAGAAGAGAGCAAGCCACCGCCUCCGCCUCCCACAGGCUUCCCUAAAGCUCCCCAGGCGGGUCCCUCUGGACAAGGAGGUCCUCCCAGUGGCCCUGUCAACAUGUUCUCCAGGAGAGCAGCAGGAAACAGAGGGCGCUACGUUGACAUCUUAAACCCAAGUGGAGCCAAGCCAUCUGGUGCUGUCCCUGCACCAUCUGACCUUUUUGCUCCCCUGGCCCCAAUGCCUAUUCCAGCAAAUGUGUUUGUACCAAACUCUGCUCUGGAGGAGCAGCAGCCUUUGGAAGGCCAGAGGGCUGAAGAGCAGACCGCGUCAGGGAACCAGACCACGCCAGAAAUGGGCGACGAACGUCCUUACUUAAAUUCUGCAGUCCUGCCACCUGGCUCUGAGCUCCCUUCAUCCAAUCCAGAUGGCUCCCAGUGUGGAGAGCCACCUUUGGAAGGACACCCAGCGGGAACAGUCCAGUUCUACAACCCUGCUCAGUUUGCACAGACUGCCGCAGUUCCAGGAAGCUCAAGACUGGGUAGCAGAACUGGACAGAGAAAAUACCCCAUUUUAAAAUAGCCUACAGCAAAUUACUGCUUCAUGCAUGGAUUUUUGAAGAAUGACUCAAGAUCCCAUGGCACAUAGAAUCCAUUCUCAAUAGUGAGAGGAUGAUCAGUUUGUCUGCUUAGAUAAAUUACCAAACGUACCUGUUGUUCAGAAGCCAGGUAAAAUACUCUUGGGGACUAGAGAGGGACAAACCAACAGGCCCGUAAGGACCACAUUCGGUUUCUUAGAAGAAUGGAAGGCGCAGGGGUGUUCCCUUCCCUUCAGCUUCCUUGACUGGGAUUUGGAGACUGCUCUUCAGUAGUUCGUUAAGUAAUUUUUAAAAGUCUUACCCCAUGUUGUAGGGAAUACAUAUAUCUCCUUUUAACACUGCAGUUUGUGGCCUUACAGGGACUGGGGCACAAUUUUUAUACAUAUAAACCAGCAGUUGGGUUUAUUUACUUACCCAAAGCAUUAGGACAUUUGGCUGAGAUUUUUUUCCCCCCUCACACAUCGACUCCUUUUCCCUUUGGAGGGAGGCAUAGCUCAUCCAAAUAAACAGAGACAUAUAAUGAAUGAAAACAACAAAACUGUGAUUUGUAAUCUAAGAGUUAAUUGGAAGUGGAUUUUCCUCGCGUACGUCUGUAGUUUGUGUUUAGGCACCUUGUUAAGCCAACUGUCUAGUCUGAAACAGCAGCUCUUUGUACAGUAGGCAUUGCUGUCCUCUCGGAUGAGUCCUCUUGAAGUGCAAUAUGGCUCCUUCUCUCUCUCUUGAACUCUGGAAAACUCAGCAGGAAGCGGCAACAGCUGGAAAACUUUCUUUUUAAACUGUAGCAUGGGAGUCUGGUUUUCUGCUCUUCUGCUUCAAACUUCUUCCAUUAUCACAGUGACUGAGGUCUUAAUUAGCUAACAGUUGCACCUUUACUAAAUUUUAAGUGGCUUUAGAAUUCAGCAAGCCUCACCAGUGAUAGAACUGAAAGUCCUUUUGGUUUUAUGCGGGAAGUCCCUGAAAUCUUCGCAUCUGCAUAAAAAAUGUGACGAGACUAAAUAGCUAUGCAUUUGGUCAAGGUUGCUCUGGAAGCCACUGCAUUCAGAUACCAAUAAUGCUGAUGGACAGAAUGUUAUGGAGGGGUUAUUGAUGCUGACCCUUUGUGAGUUAAUCCCAUGCAUUUGGGAUCUAGAAAGCCUUAAGUGUGUUAUGAAGGGACUGUGUUCAGAAGGAAUGAGUAACAAUCCACUGGUCCUGCCAGUGUGGCAGCAGCCUGCCACCCGAGCCCUUCUCAGAUACAUCUUUCCCCUUCUACAGAACAUGAUAUUUUUUCUGAUCUCUGUCUUUUCUGUGUAGACGGCCAAACGUCUUUCGAGAAACUUCUUUGGAGCAAAGAGCCACUGUCUUUCCUAAAUGUUAGAUUGACAUUGUACAUUCUUAAAUAAAAUAUUUU
Molecule: messenger RNA, 8644 nt
Organism: Gekko japonicus
Lineage: Eukaryota; Metazoa; Chordata; Lepidosauria; Squamata; Gekkonidae
Gene: SEC16A
Product: SEC16 homolog A, endoplasmic reticulum export factor
Exons: 31
Coding region: 174-7238 (2354 amino acids)
Biological process (GO): Golgi organization; COPII vesicle coat assembly; autophagy
Cellular component (GO): ER to Golgi transport vesicle membrane; endoplasmic reticulum exit site
Source: RefSeq, a predicted model, not a curated record